UCUUACACUUCGUGAUGUUGACGUAGGGAGGUUUGUGUCUCUAGGUGUCUCUGGCAGAGCGCUCACGACUGGCUAUCACCUCAAAGAACAGAGAAGGCUGUUCAGUUGUCGGCGUUUAAUCGGCGGAGGCAGAUCCUGGUCGUAUCCGAGUUCUGGUCAGUAUAAUCGAGAACACGGGGACGAUGGAGCAGACGAAGUGACGGACUGAGGGGAAAGUCUUGGCAGCCAGGGACAUGCGAUGCCACUUAAAGAAGCUCUGCCUCCUGGCCAGCAUCAGUUUCGUCAUUGGUUACUUCAUCACAAACACCAUAUAUUGGAAUGAGGACACCGUGAGGAACAUGAUCAUCUCCAUGAAACAAGCCGCUGCUUUUGGGUUCGUCUCGACUCCGUCCCACCCCUUCCACGUCAACUGUACAGCGUUGUUACUAGGCAACAAGACAGAGAUAUACAACGCCAUCAUGCUCAAACAGGUUCCAGCCAGCCGUGGCGCUCUACCGCCCAUACAGUCAUGUGAAACGUUCAAACAGAGGUUCAUUCUGAAUGUCAGUGACGAAGAGAUAGAUUUCCCCAUUGCCUUCAGUAUCCUGGUGUAUAAGAACAGUCAUCAAGUGGAGCGACUUCUGAGGGCAGUGUACCGUCCGUCCAAUGUCUACUGCAUCCAUGUUGACACAAAGUCAACGGCCAUGUUGGAAGAUAUGCGCCGCCUAGCGGCGUGUUUUGACAACGUGUUCUUGUCUUCCCGACAAGUGAAUGUGAAAUGGGGAAAAUUCUCCGUCCUUGAACCGGAACUGAUAUGCAUGGAAGACCUCUUGAAGUACCGGAAGUGGCGCUACUUCAUCAACUUGACUGGCCAGGAGUUUCCACUCAAGACCAACUACCAGCUCGUCAAGAUCCUCCAGGCGUACAGGGGAGCUAAUGACGUCUCAGGCACCACAACAAGAUACAAUGAGAACAUACGGCGUUUCUGGAAAGCAGGCACGGCUCCACACGGUCUCCGUCCUGUCAUCGGUUCUGUCCACGUCGUUGUCAACAGGAACUUUGUCAACUUCUCCGUGAACGACCCUAUAGCCAAGGAUCUACAGAAGUGGCUAAGGCUCACAGAAAUACCUGACGAAACAUACUUCCCAACUCUCAACUACAGCCCACAACUCAACAUCUCAGGGACAUCCAGGGCUGCUCCUCGCCUUGAACCAUUCCUUGCUCGAUAUAAGAACUGGGAUCACGGCAUACUGGCUUACAAAGACGAUUGCCAAGGCAAGUACCUGAGGGAGAUCUGUGUGCUGGGGGCGGGCGACUUCGCCCAGCUGACCACGGAGAGACAUCUGUUCGCCAACAAAUUCGAGGAGGAUUUCCAACCCGCUGGAUUGUCGUGUCUGGAGGAGUGGUACUACCAGCAGACAAGACUGGAACUGGCUGGACACCGGGAGUACGACACUUCCUUCUACUCCAAGCUGGACUUUGUUCUCAAUCAGAUAUCUCGGUGAGAGAGUAGGUUCACAAUCACGUAUUCGUUCGUCACUGUGGUACACUUGUCAGUGUCGGUGUGUGACACCUGACAAUCUACACCAAUAUGUUUACAGCAAGAUUCCGCACUCAUGAAUAUUCCAGCUAUAUGGCGGCGGUCUGUAAACAAUCGAGUCUGGACCAGACAAUCCAGUGAUCAAAGGCA
Molecule: messenger RNA, 1669 nt
Organism: Haliotis rubra (blacklip abalone)
Lineage: Eukaryota; Metazoa; Mollusca; Gastropoda; Lepetellida; Haliotidae
Product: beta-1,3-galactosyl-O-glycosyl-glycoprotein beta-1,6-N-acetylglucosaminyltransferase 4-like
Exons: 5
Coding region: 234-1484 (416 amino acids)
Cellular component (GO): membrane
Molecular function (GO): acetylglucosaminyltransferase activity
Source: RefSeq, a predicted model, not a curated record